Lycium barbarum (goji berry) is the source of this 1365-nucleotide messenger RNA. RefSeq lists its product as uncharacterized. NCBI's taxonomy places the organism in Eukaryota, Viridiplantae, Streptophyta, Magnoliopsida, Solanales, Solanaceae. The record is from RefSeq and is a predicted model, not a curated record. Gene Ontology annotation, biological process: DNA integration. The transcript has 4 exons. Gene Ontology annotation, molecular function: nucleic acid binding. Bases 1 to 1365 code for a protein of 454 amino acids.
AUGUCAUUUCAUGGUUCGAGAAGGUAUUGUCUUAGGCACAAGGUAUUGAGCAAGGGAAUAGAAGUUGAGAAGGUGAAAAUUGAAGCGAUUGAAAAAUUGCCACCACUCAUUUCAAUUCGGAGAGUGUGCAGUUUUCUUGGGCAUGCAGUCUUUUAUAGACGGUUCAUCAAAGAUUUCUCUAAAGUUGCUAAUCUGAUGGGCAAGCUGUUAGAGAAAGAUGUGAAGCUUGUGUUCAAUGAAGCCUGUCUGAAGGCUUUUGAUGAGUUGAAGAAGCGGUUAGUGUCUGCUCUUAUUAUCAUCGCACCCGAUUGGUCUCUGCCGUUUAUUUUGAUGUUUGAUGCAAGUGAUUUUGCUGUGGGAGCUGUCCUUGAGUUUGACAUUGAGAUUCUUGAUCGGAAGAGCACAGAAAAUCAAGUGGCAGACCACUUAUCAAGAUUGGAAGAUCGAGAACAUGUAGAUGAAGAAGUGGUGAUUAGGGAGACUUUUCCUGAUGAACAACUUUUUGCUCUUUACUGCCAGAGAACCAGAAAUAUCUCCACGCGUCAUGAAAUGCCUUUGAAAGGCAUCUUAGAGAUUGAAAUAUUUGACGUGUGGGGUAUCGACUUCAUGGGCCCCUUCAUCCCGUCCAAGGGGAAUAAGUACAUAUUGGUUGUUGUUGACUAUGCCUCAAAGUGGGUGGAAGUCGUUGCACUUCUCACCAAUGAUGCUAGUGUGGUAGCAAUAUUUCUGAAGAAAAAUAUAUUCACAAGAUUUGGAACCCCGAGAGCCAUCAUCAGCUAUCAAGAUACGCACUUUUGCAACCGGCUUUUUGAUAAAUUGUUGCUCAAGUAUGGGGUGAAACACAAGCUCGAUGAUGCUAUGUGGGCAUACAGAACAACCAACAAAACUCCUACUGGCACAUUCCCUUAUAAGCUCGUCUUUGGUAAGGAAUGUCAUCUACCGGUUGAGCUUGAGCAUAGAGCGUAUUGGGUGAUAAAGAAGCUGAAUUUAGACAUGGUACAAGCUGGAAAAAAUAGAUUGUUGCAAUUGCAUGAGUUGGAUGAAUUUCGCUAUCAUGCAUAUGAGAACGCGAAGAUGUACAAAGAGCGGACAAAGAGACUUCAUGACAAGCGUAUCCAACUUCAUGAGUUUGAGCCUCGGCAGUUAGCCUUGUUGUAUAAUUCCCGGGUGAAGGUUUUCGGCGGGAAGUUGAAGAGUAAGUGGUCCGGGCCCUUUCAGAUAGUGCGUGUGACAGUAAAUGGAGCAGUUGAGUUAAAGCCGCUGAAUUCUGACGAGUCGUUCUUGGUGAAUGGGCAGCGAGUGAAGCACUACUUUGGAGAGGUCAUUGAUUGGGAGAAGACCUCGGUGGAACUAGAAGAGGCUUGA